AUGGAGCCUGAACCUGUAAGAAAACGAUUCAAACAGCUCACAAAUGAAGAGAUACAGCAACUGGUUGAGGCCAAGGAUUCCGAAAAUACAAGGAGAGCGACUAAAAAUGCCGUUGCUACUUUUCUAGCAUUCUGUAAUGAAGUUACGCCUGAAGAACCCGUGAAAAACACAGAGUCCCUGGAGAAAAUGUCGAAGAACGAACUGAAUGAACUUCUAACGAAUUUCUUGCCGAAUGCCCGGAAAAAGAAUGGAGAAAAUUACAAAAAGACUGCCUUGAUGGGACUACGAUUUGGUCUGCAAAGGCACUUUCUACUGAAAAAAGAUUUUGACAUCAUUAAUGACGGCGAGUUUUCCAAAUCAAAUCAAGUUUAUGAGGCGGCAGUUGUCGAGUUAAAGCGGCAAGGAUUUGGCACAGGCGGCCCAGACGUAGUAUGUGUCACUGAAUGAAUAUAUUAAUAUCCACAUGGACAAAUUAAUGCAAUGAGUCGUCGAAACUCCCAUGGACUAAAAUAGUCUAAAAGUCAAAAUAUAACAAAACAAAGCUAAGACACCUUCAACUGAACGUAUACUUGUCCUUCCUAGCCUACGAAAACAUCCGUUUCUCCUCGCUCUUCGCCGCCGGGGACGUUUCGCGAGGAGGAACGUCUGCGACUCAGCGGCAGAAAUUCCAUACUGAUGACGCAAACCAAUGUUUACAUAAUAAAUCGAGUAGUCAUGGGGUACAAAAUAUAAAUUUGACCAAUUUUACGUGUCUUCUGGUCGAUUUUGGCAAAGUGGUGUGUUCAUCUGCCAACGAGCUCCCGCAAAACUCAAAUGCUUCCUCUAGAGAAGACUAUAUUCCACAAAUAUUAACUGUUUUGUUAGAGAUUCUUCGCUUUUACAUUUGACCUUUGCGGCCUUUUGUCUUUUGUCUGUCAUUCCUAAACAAUGGCUAAAACAAUGUAACUACUCCAUCGACCAAUCAGCGCUUCUGACCGGAUUCCGGACAGAUUUUACGUCAUCAGUAUGGAAUUUCUGUCGCUGAGUCGCAGACGUUCCUCCGCGCGAAACGUCCCCAUCGACGAAGAGCGAGGAGAAACGGAUGUUUUCGCAGGCUAUGUCCUUCCUGGCCGGUUUAAGUGGCAUUUUGUUGCGUAGUCACUAAAACAUGGAACGACCUAAAACCACCUACAACCACCUACAACCACCUCAAAAAAUUCAACAACCAGCUACAACCAUCUACAACCACCUCAAAAAAAUCUACAACCACUCGCAAACAAUCUAAAACCAUCUAAAACGGGGUAUAAAUGUCUCAAAUAAGGCGAGACGACAACAUGUCACGUACAUGAAAUACGAGAAUCGAACAAAACAUCCACCUCCCCCCCAAAAUCUUACUCUCCCUGGUCCCUUGUAUCAUCAACCUUUGGCUUAAGUCACGAAAUGAAAUGCGAGAGAGUGAGUAUCACUAUGGCUAAAAAAAAACAGUCACAUUAGUUAUUAUAUAACGUCGUGGCUUUCAAUCGGGCUGGCGGAGAUAAGAACUAGACGGAUUUUAAGGGAAAAGGCGGAAUGCAAGCAGUCUAGAAAAAGUAUGAAUAAGAAUGGUCUGCAUUAGAAAUAUUUUAAAGGAACUGUACGUACCUUCGGGAUCGUCCUUUCGCAAGAACGCCAUCGUGUUGUACGAAUGGUGACACGUAUGCAAUGGUGACUCAUGAUCACGUUUUGCUCCUGCUGAGAUUCUAAAUGAAAUUUUCCAGACAUAUUCCAGAUUUCGCACCAUAUGUAAUCACUGGUACUGUGACAUUUGAAACAUGAUUUUAAAACAAUUAAAAAUCACAAACCAUCAGUUGUUGCUUAAAUUAUAAUCAAAUUGUCGAUGAGUUUCACAAGAGAGAGGAAACAAAAUCAAACUUAUAUUCCAGCCCUCCCAACAUAAGAGGACAGUGCGGUGGAAGUUUUGUGUUAAGCUUAAUGGUUGAUGAUACAAGGGAACAGGGGACCAGGGAGAGUAAGAUUUUAGGGGGAGGUGGAUGUUUUGUUCGAUUCUCGUAUUCCAUGUACGUGACAUGUUGUCGUCUCGCCUUAUUUGAGACAUUUAUACCUUGUUUUAGAUGGUUUUAGAUUGUUUCCGAGUGGUUGUAGAUUUUUUUGAGGUGGUUUUAGAUGGUUGUAGGUGGUUGUUGAAUUUUUUGAGGUGGUUGUAGGUGGUUGUAGAUGGUUGUAGGUGGUUUUAGGUGGUUUUAGGUCGUUCCAUGUUUUAGUAACUACGCAUUUUGUUGAGUUUUGAAAUUGUAGGUACUAUCCACUAAAGAAGAAUUAAAGGCUGGCUACAAAACAAACAGACCAUCUCCACGCGCCUUCACACGAAGCGCUAUAAAUUCGAGAAUAAUCGACGAAUCCGCUCCAAAUAACCAUCGGCUAAUCUGCAGGUAACGUGUGCUCCUGCUUCUAGCUCGCUUGCUCCACAAAACGCAUCACAACUGCACAAUAAUUGCUCGCUCAUCAACAACCACUGUUGACCUUUACGCUUCGAUAUGACCGCAAACGACCAGGUUUAAUACGCGACGUGAAUAUUCAAGCUUAGCGACCGCGUUCGCGCAACAAUGCAGCACUUGCUAUGGGAGGGAUGGUACUAUUGCUUUUAGGUCAACUGACCGAAGGUUCGCUGCGUUUAGUUUUGACCAGAAAACAAAAGGCGAUCGCGGGACCGUCCGUAAGUUUUGAACAGUUUUCAAGUUUGAAUUCUUCUAGCGUUCGCUGUCUCAGCUGCUGUCACAUUGUUCGUCCAGCCGCUUGCAUAGGUUCUUGACUCUACCAGACUUAUUUGCUUAGAUUAACAACGUCUUACUCCAUUAUAUGUUGUCCAAACUGGUGAAGGAGGACGAGAAUUUUCCGCCCAGGAAAAAGGGAGGUGUGGAAAAAGGCAAAAUCUGGCCCCCGCUAUGCAGCUGAAUAGAAGAUACAGCUGAAGAUAUCGUAAAGUAAAAUUUAUGUGCGCGAUAUCUUUUUUUAUUAUUACUAUUAUUCUCAAAACUCAGGGGCACCCAACGAUGAUUUCCCCCUAAAUGCAUUGGAAAUACAUUUAAGGCUGUCCAGAGUACUUUUAAUCGAAAAAUUCAUUCUUAACAGCGCUUACAUAAAUUUAGUCAGGAGGGCUAAAACCGAAGCUAAUGAUUUAUAGUUUGCUCAUACUAAAUAUAAAAUAUAUCGUGUAAUGCUAACUGGAGAAGGCAACGAGACAGGGCCACUCAACGACUGUUUCCUCAAAUACUUUCAAUUGAAAACACUUCUGUAGCUAUUCCUAAAGUACUUUUAGCUCUAUAGAAAUGCAUUCUAAGUGGCGCAAUAAAAUUUGCAUCUCAGUGUUCGGCCAUUCUUGAGGAACUUGAGUCUUUUCGAAAUUACGAGGAAUUCAGAAUUAUUUUCCCGAAAAUUUUAGAUGCAAUUUAACGUAUUACGAAGGAGAUAAUUUUUCAGAUACCUUCUUUCAUCACAUUUUUGAAUCCGAAAAUUUUAGGAUUCCAUUUUACUCUCUACGAAAAAUAGCCUAACCUGGUGAGUGAAAUGUGAAAAAUUAAAAGUUGGAUGCCCUUGACCAGAACUGUGAAAAACAACAAUAGGUCUAAUUGCAGCACACUUUUUUGUACAUUUCCUUGCCGUUGAUUUGCAUGACUGCAACGUGAAACGUCCAGAAAACUUUCCGGUUUUCACUUUUUAUGGAGAAAAUGUGGUACAUGUUCUUGUUCACUUUUUCCACUGCCGCUCAUUUUUUUAGCUCCGCUAUAGGAUUCGUAUCUGUUCGGUGCUCCUUGGGCAAAUUGGAUCUUUUUAAAAAUUACAAGGGCUUCAAUAUUAUUUUCGCGAUUGAUUGACCUGGAAGCAAUAGUACCAUCCCUCCCAUAGCAAGUGCUGCGUUGUUGCGCGAACGCGGUCGCUAAGCUUGAAUAUUCACGUCGCGUAUUAAACCUGGUCGUUUGUGGUCAUAUCGAAGCGUAAAGGUCAACAGUGGUUGUUGAUGAGCGAGCAAUUAUUGUGCAGUUGCGAUGGGUUUUGCGGAGCAAGCGAGCUAGAAGCAGGAGCACACGUUACCUGCAGAUUAGCCGAUGGUUAUUUGGAGCGGAUUCGUCGAUUAUUCUCGAAUUUAUAGCGCUUCGUGUGAAGGCGCGUGGAGAUGGUCUGUUUGUUUUGUAGCCAGCCUUUAAUUCUUCUUUAGUGGAUAGUACCUACAAUUUCAAAACUCAACAAAAUGCCACUUAAACCGGCCAGGAAGGACAAGGAUACGUUCAGUUGAAGGUGUCUUAGCUUUGUUUUGUUAUAUUUUGACUUUUAGACUAUUUUAGUCCAUGGGAGUUUCGACGACUCAUCGCAUUAAUUUGUCCAUGUGGAUAUUAAUAUAUUCAUUCAGUGACACAUACUACGUCUGGGCCGCCUGUGGAUUUGGCAGAGUUGAUCACCACAGGCCGAUAUCAAAGGAGGAUCUAGAAAAAAUUCAGUCUUGCUACAAUCCAUCCUCUCCAGAUCCUAAAUCCCUCCAGCAAGUGGUUUGGUUUAAUCUCAUGUUCCACCUAAUUCGCCGCGGGAGAGAAAAUCUCCGUCUUCUUACAAAACAGACGUUUGCCGUGCAGGCUGAUGCAACUGGUAAGAAGUACGUAUAUCAAGCACUUGAUGAACUGGACAAAAAUUACAGGGGAAAGGAUCAACCACAUGAUUCUCCAGGUGAAGGCCGUAUGUAUGAAAGACCGAAUAGUCCGUACUGUCCAGUAAAAACUUUUGAAUUGUAUUUAUCAAAGCUUAAUCCUAGUUUGUCGUGUUUGUGGCAAAGGCCGAAGGCGCGUGAAAGUUUC
Porites lobata is the source of this 4823-nucleotide messenger RNA. The record is from the annotation of a GenBank genome assembly. Lineage: Eukaryota; Metazoa; Cnidaria; Anthozoa; Scleractinia; Poritidae.